AUGAAGUUAACAAUCUAUCAAUUUAUUAAAAUAUUUCUGCUGCUGACAGCCUUUUUCUUUCUCGAUUCUCUUAAAAUUGCUGUUGUACGUUGUGUAGAUAAUAGUGAUAAUCUUAUUAAGUUCAACACACAAAUUGCUAUAAAGUCACAGCACGACCAAUACGAACAAUACGAGCAGCAAGAGCAGCAAAAGCAACAGCUAGAGCAACAGCAACAGCAACAGCAACUUAAUGCAAGUCAAGCUAUACAAAACCUGAUUACAAGAGCAACAAUAAUUACAAGGAAUAUUGCGAACAAAGCGACUACUCCCAGUUCAAUAAACACUACGACUACACAAUUAACAACAACUGAAACAACUGAAACAACAACAGGGAAAAUAACAAUUACAAACACAGCAGCAACACCAACAACAGCAACAUUUCAUAGCGCUUUCAUAACAAUUUUAACUAACAUUUCAGCAACUGAAAACGUUGCCGUUGAUUUAACAAACACGAAAUCACCACAAACACUAAAACCGACACAGAAUGCUCUUCUGCAUAAAACCACAACCUCAACGGCAAAAUUUCAGGCAGCAACAUCUUUACCAAAAACAAAAACAAAAACAAAAAUAAAAAUAAAAAACCAUAAUGCAUUUGAAAAAUUGAAUUCAAACUCAACUGCAGAACUAACAGUUGCAUCAACAUCAACAACAACUCGAAUAUCAGCAAUACCAACACCACCGAACGCACCAGCAGCAGCAGCAGCAGCAGCAAUAUCAGGCAGACAAAAAUCAACACCUUUUGAAUUGUUACAGGAACCACAACGACAACACCACCAGCAACGAAAACGGCGAUUACAACAACCACUGCAGAAGGAACCACAGCAAUAUGUGGGCGUUUUAAUGCCAACGUCAAUACUAGAUAAAAUGCAAAUGCAACAGGGUUUCCAGAACUUCGUCGAUUUUUUCAAAGUGAGCUUAAAAAACGUCCACGUUGAUUUCAUACGUGAUGAUGAUUUGAGUGGCUUCAUUAAACUACUGGCACAACCCAAGUACACCACUGUGGUGAAGACAUUAAAUGCGGACAUUAAUAUGUACGAUGACCUUUUUGAAGGAGUCUCAUCUUUGAGCGAACUACACGAAGAGCAACUUAGCAAGUUAAGGCAGACGUCAACAACACAAACGACAACGGCAAUGCCAACAACAAAUACUGCUGCCGUUGUUGGUUAUUGCCACUUGGCUGAAGAACUAUCACGAGAUUUUAACAAAAGCGUUAUAUUAUGGCCAUGUCUGAAAAUGAAGGUAAGUUCAAGUGGAUUUGCUACUUUAAGAAGGAAAUUAUUUGCGUUAUUGUUUAGAAAUGAGUUUUUGUUUUAA
Teleopsis dalmanni is the source of this 1353-nucleotide messenger RNA. RefSeq names its product ras-interacting protein RIP3-like. Bases 1 to 1353 code for a protein of 450 amino acids. Lineage: Eukaryota; Metazoa; Arthropoda; Insecta; Diptera; Diopsidae. The record is from RefSeq and is a predicted model, not a curated record. The transcript is spliced from 2 exons.